GUUUUCAUGUUUUCUUACAUCUUUCUUGUUGGAAGUUUGGGACUCACAUCUUAACCCCUUGCUAUGCUGUUGUGAAAUAUGCAGAGAUUCAGGCUUGGAAGCUCCCAGUUCAUACUGUUUCCUUCAUAAAUGCCAUAAGAUAUUUUAUUUAUGUUACUGAUAAUAAUUUAUUUUCUGUACUUUUUCAGUUUGGGAUUUGAAACUUUUGGUGGUAUUGGUGUCGACAUAUCAUAUCUAGUUCCUGAAAAAAAAAAAAAAGUACUCAAAGACACGUGAUCCUAAUGAGUGGACGCAAUUCAUGUUUUCAAAUCACAAUAAGGCACUAUGUAUAGAGGCAUCUACUAUCAGAUACCUAAAGUAAUACUUUCUUCUAUGGCCAGUCUACUGCAGAUGGGUUCACCUCUUAUCUAUAGUAAUUUUCUUGUGAAGACUAUCCAACGUCCUCAGUCAUUCACAUGCACCAUACUAGCUAAAACGACACCGGGUGGUGAGUCUCCAGUUGUUCCUCGUCGUUCCGCAAAGUACCAGCCUUCUCUUUGGAACCAUCACAAUCUCCUCUCUGUCGAGAAUAAAUAUACGAAUAAUAAAAGUGUGCGCGAGAGAGAUUUGUUGAAAGAAAAUGUGAGAAAGAUGCUCAAUGAUGAGAGUACAACUCACACCGAGCAAUUGAAGCUAAUUGACGAUUUACAAAAACUAGGGGUUUCUUACCAUUUUGAACGGGAAAUUGACAAUAUAUUAACAAUUUCUUAUCAAAAAGAUAGAAGAAACUUCACUGAGUAUACAAUGGAAAAAGAUCUAUAUGCCACAGCUCUGGAAUUCCGACUACUCAGACAACAUGGUUUCAAUGUUUCAGAAGAUGUAUUUAAUGUUUUCAUGGAGAACUGUGGGAGGUUUGAGAGCGAUGAUAUAAAUGGUCUGAUAUCUCUGUACGAGGCGUCAUAUCUUUCAACAAAAUCGGAUAUUAAGCUGCAAAAAUUCAUCAGAUUUUUUGCAGCGCAACAACUUAGAGACUUUGUUGACACUAACGGUAAUAAAGAUUUAGCAUCAUGUCACAUCGUACAGAUGGUGGUCCAAGCGUUAGAUAUGCCCUACUAUUGGCGAAUGAGAAGGCUAGCCACUAGAUGGUACAUAGAUAUAUAUGGGAAGAGACCUAACAAGAACCCUGUCUUAAUUGAACUCGUCAAGCUCGAUUUCAAUAUCGUGCAAGCUGUUCACCAAGAAGAACUCAAAUACGUCUCCAGCUGGUGGAGGGAGACAGGUUUAGCUAGUCAACUUCACUUUGCAAGGGAUAGAAUAGUGGAGAACUACUUUUGGACUAUUGGACAAAUCCAAGAGCCUCAAUUUGGUUACGUUCGACGAAUAAUGGCAAAAAUAAAUGCACUUCUUACAACUAUCGAUGACAUCUACGAUAUCUAUGGCACUCUUGAAGAACUUCAACUCUUCACUACCGCGUUUGAAAAUUGGGAUGUAAAUCGUCUUGAUGAACUCCCCGAGUACAUGAGGUUGUGUUUUCUCGUUGUUUACAAUGAAGUCAAUAGCAUUGGAUGUGAUAUCCUCAGGAAAAAAAAUAUCAAUGUGAUUCCUUUCCUCAAAAAGUCUUGGGCAGAUGUAUGCAAUGCAUACUUAGUAGAAGCAAUAUGGUACAAAAGAGGACACAAACCAAAUAUGGAAGAGUAUAUGCAAAAUGCUUGGAAAUCAAUAGCAGCCCCAACGAUAUUUGUUCACUUCUACUGCGUAUUCUCCGACCAACUCUCUAUUCAAGUUCUGGAGACUUUGUCCGAACACCAACAAAAAAUCGUUCGAUGCUCUGCGUCUGUGUUCCGUCUAGCGAACGACCUUGUAACCUCGCCGGAUGAAUUGGCAAGAGGAGAUGUCCCUAAAUCGAUCCAGUGUUACAUGACCGAUACCGGAGCUUCAGAAGUUAAAGCACGUGUGCACGUGCGGCAGAUGAUCAACGAAAUGUGGGACGAAAUGAAUUACGAAAAAAUGCAAAGUCGCUCUUCCGUAAUCCCUCAAGAAUUUGUGGAAGCGGUAAUGAAUUUGGCACGUAUGUCGCAAUGCAUGUAUCAAUAUGGAGAUGGCCAUGGCUCUCCAGAGAAAGCCAAAAUCACUGAUCGUAUCGUCUCCUUACUCUUUAACUCCAUUCCACUAGAUUGACAUGUAUACAUUGAUUAUGUGAGUCCGAUGAAAUAAUAUUUGCCCUCGUGCUUCAGAA
Molecule: messenger RNA, 2215 nt
Organism: Raphanus sativus (radish)
Lineage: Eukaryota; Viridiplantae; Streptophyta; Magnoliopsida; Brassicales; Brassicaceae
Product: tricyclene synthase, chloroplastic
Exons: 7
Coding region: 325-2157 (610 amino acids)
Biological process (GO): diterpenoid biosynthetic process
Molecular function (GO): magnesium ion binding; terpene synthase activity
Source: RefSeq, a predicted model, not a curated record